AUGGAUUUAACAAAGAUGGGUAUGAUCCAGCUGCAGAACCCAAACCACCCCACAGCGCUCCUGCACAAGGCCAAUCAGAUGCGCCUGGCCGGGACACUGUGCGACGUGGUCAUCAUGGUGGACAGCCAGGAGUUUCACGCCCACCGGACUGUGUUAGCGUGCACCAGCAAAAUGUUUGAGAUCCUCUUCCACCGUAGCAGCCAGCAUUACACCCUGGACUUUCUCUCGCCAAAGACGUUCCAACAAAUUUUAGACUACGCUUACACUGCCACGCUCCAGGCCAAGGUAGAGGACUUGGACGACUUGCUGUACGCAGCAGAGAUCCUGGAGAUCGAGUAUUUGGAAGAGCAGUGCCUCAAAAUCUUGGAGACGAUCCAGUCGUCAGACGAAAACGACGCGGAGGUCGGCGUUAAUGAUGGCAGCACGGAAGAGGACGAUGAGCGCAAAGGCCAUAACGGAGUCAAAAGCUCCAAAAAGCAUUCCAUUGAGAGUCUUUAUCUGUCUGGUUCAGAGCAGCUCUCCUCUAUGUCCAGCAUGUUGGACCAGAGUCCCUCAGUCUCCACGUCAUUUGGCGUCUCAAACAUGAGCCCCACCAAAGCCGCUGUAGACAGCCUGAUGAGCAUUGGACAGACGUUGCUUCAGCAAGGCUUCGGGGGUGAACACGGCAACACCCACCACCUUAUGAGCGAGAUCAAGACGGAAAUGAUGCAGGUGGACAUGGGCGGCAAUGGCCACGAAAGCAUGGAGUCUGGAAGCUCCAGCAACGGCGAGCGAGGUGGUGAAGACCGGAAUCGUGACGGACCUGGCACGCCCACCAGGAGCAGUGUGAUCACCAGCGCCCGCGAGCUGCACUACGUCCGUGAUGACGGCAUGGGCGACCCUCAAGCUGAAGUCAGCCACAUGGGUCUGGAAGCCAUGGCCGGGAUGGCAGAGAAACAUCUGGCUUCCCUCUACUCCCUUCCGGUCAAUCACAAAGGCGACGCCAUCAUGUCGAUGCCUGUCUCCAUGGCCUCUGCCCUGCCCAUCUCGCCGGCCUUGGCCAUGUCGGUGGACUUCAGUGCCUAUGGCGGACUGCUGCCUCAAAGUUUCAUCCAGAGAGAGUUCUUCAGCAAGCUUGGCGAGCUGGCGGUUGGCAUGAAACCCGACAGCAGGAAUCAACACGAACGCUGCAACGUUUGCGGUGCGGAACUUCCGGAUAACGAAGCUGUGGAGCAGCACAGGAAGAUGCAUAGUGGAAUGAAGACCUAUGGCUGUGAGCUGUGCGGGAAGAGCUUCCUGGACAGCCUCCGUCUACGCAUGCAUCUGCUGUCUCAUUCAGCUGGAGAGAAGGCCAUCGUAUGCGACCAGUGCGGUGCUCAAUUCCAGACAGAAGAAUCCCUGGAGGCCCACCGGCAAAUCCACACCGGUUCAGACAUGGCCAUCUUCUGCCUGCUGUGCGGCAAGCGUUUCCAGACCCAGACAGCGUUGCAGCAGCACAUGGAGGUCCACGCUGGCGUGCGUAGCUACAUCUGCAGCGAAUGCAACCGGACCUUCCCGAGCCACACGGCACUCAAACGUCACUUGCGCUCGCAUACAGCUGGGGACCACCCGUACGAGUGCGAGUUCUGCGGGAGCUGCUUCCGCGACGAGAGCACGCUGAAGGGCCACAAGCGCAUCCACACGGGGGAGAAGCCCUACGAAUGUAACGGCUGUGGCAAGAAGUUCAGCCUCAAGCACCAGCUGGAGACCCACUACCGAGUGCACACAGGUGAGAAGCCGUUCGAAUGCAAACUGUGCCACCAGCGAUCCAGGGACUACUCGGCCAUGAUCAAGCACCUGCGCACCCACAAUGGUGCCUCGCCCUACCAAUGCACCAUCUGCCUGGAGUACUGCCCCAGCCUGUCGGCAAUGCAGAAGCACAUGAAGGGCCACAAGCCCGAAGACAUCCCUCCUGACUGGCGUAUCGAGAAGACCUACUUGUACCUCUGCUACGUCUGA
Molecule: messenger RNA, 1977 nt
Organism: Nerophis lumbriciformis (worm pipefish)
Lineage: Eukaryota; Metazoa; Chordata; Actinopteri; Syngnathiformes; Syngnathidae
Source: RefSeq, a predicted model, not a curated record